Molecule: messenger RNA, 3000 nt
Organism: Sardina pilchardus (European sardine)
Lineage: Eukaryota; Metazoa; Chordata; Actinopteri; Clupeiformes; Clupeidae
Gene: tab3
Product: TGF-beta activated kinase 1 (MAP3K7) binding protein 3
Exons: 7
Coding region: 235-1995 (586 amino acids)
Biological process (GO): positive regulation of canonical NF-kappaB signal transduction
Cellular component (GO): extracellular exosome
Molecular function (GO): ubiquitin binding
Source: RefSeq, a predicted model, not a curated record
AGACGACGACGUUGGCCUACAGUUCCUGGAACCCACGUAACAACACACUCUUUGGACAUAUCGAGGUCUUCGCCAAUUUUCUUGGCUUUGUUAACGCAAUUGUCGUGUUUGGUGACAACUUAAAGAAUAUUUAGCGGCCCAUGGACACAGAGGGUCAGUCCAUGGGGAUGAGAGGUGAACGACAGGUGCAGCGCUCCCGAUUGUGGGCUCAGUGACUUACUCCCUGUGCUCACGAUGGCGCAGGGAGGCCCGCAGUUAGACUAUCACAUCCUGCAGGACCUCAAGCAGCGCUUUCCGGAGAUCCCAGAGGGAGUAGUGUCCCAGUACCUUCUGCAGAACAAUAACAACCUGGAUAUAUGCUGCCACCUGCUGGCUCAGGAAAGCAACCGAUACCUUUAUGAAGAAUAUCAUAGUCCUCCUGAUGAGGUGCGUCUGAACAGGAACCAUAUGCUGCAUAUCAGCCUUGGCCCCUCUGAGGGCAACAAGACCAACAGCCCGGGCCGCCACCUGGUGCACAGCACUAGCGACAGCCACAUUGAGCCUCCGAGAGGUGGGUUCCCUGAGCCCCUCUCGGCCCCUGCCAUGGCCCCCUCGCCUGGGUACAACCCCUUCUUCAUGAGUGAUCAAGGACGCUCGGCCAGUACCCCCACACCCCCUCCCAUGCAGGGCAUGUCCCCGACUUACACCCCCAUCCCCCGAUACACCAUGAACCCGAUCACGGUCACCCUCUCCCAAAACCUGCCUAACGCUCCUCAGGCCUUGCAGAUCCCCCCCUCUUACAACAGCAACAACAGCGCUCUCUUUAUCCGUCCCUCCCCCUCACAGAGCCCACAGCCCGCACCCUGGCCCUCAUCUGCCGGGUCUGCCGUUUACCAGCCCAACCCGUACCAGCCCCCCUCUUACCCCUCCCACCCCUCCCACCCUUCCCCCUAUAGCUCCCCCCAACAUCAGGUCCCCCAGACGUCGCAUGCAUUCUUGCCCAUCAGCCCCCCGAACCUGCAGAACAUGCCCUACCAGCAGGCCUACAGACCCUACCUCUCCUCCAAGAGCUCCCUGAAGAACCAGAUCGAGAUCACACUGGAAGGGCCGCGGCCGCGCAGCAACUCCCCAGUCCACAACCCCCAGGGCCCGUACUACAUGGCCACCAGCCCGUCGCCCAGCUCGCCGUCACGGGCCAUCAGCAUGACCGGCCCCGUGGGCACCACCUUCCACCACGGAGUGUACCUCCACCAGGGCCCGCCGCGGCCCCGGCCCACCUCCUCCCCGCAGCCCGCCAGCUCGGCCUACAGCUUCAAGAUCAAAGUGUCCUCGGGGCAGCCUCAUCACAGGCCCGCCGGGUCCCCGCCGGUGGAGGCCGAGCCGCUGCUCAACAUCGUGGACCAGGGCGAGCGCCACGGCGCCCCUCCGCCCAUCCUGCCCAUCUCGGCCGGGCCGGGCAGCUUUGCCCACAUCGCCAACCGCAUGCCACGACGCUCAAGCUCUGGCUCUGAUGACUAUGCAUACACACAGGCUCUGCUGCUGCACCAGAGGGCCCGAAUGGAGCGGCUGUUGAAGGAACUGUGCAAAGAACAGCAGAAGCUGGAGGGGCUGAAGGCUGAAGUCAACGACAUGGAGUAUGAUGCUUUGCAGAGACGCUUCAGGAGGGUCAACAGCACCAGCCUCAUCCCCAGGCCUGAAGAGAUGACCAGACUGCGUACCUUAAACAGACAGCUCCAGAUUGACAUUGAUUGCACCUUGAAGGAGACAGACCUGCUGCAGUCUAGAGGGAAGUUUGAUCCGAAAGCCAAGAAUAACUUCUAUGACAACAUUCAGCCUGGUCCGGUGGUACCACCAAAACCCUCUAAAAAAGACGAGGAGCGUCCCUCCCGACCCCCACCGCUCGCCCAGAGGGACGAGGACUUCGAGGGAGCCCAGUGGAACUGUGACAGCUGCACUUUCCUCAACCACCCAGCGCUCAACCGAUGCGAGCAGUGCGAGAUGCCGCGCUACACCUGAGCCUGCCGUGGCAGCGCCACGCGGUGUCGCGCCACAGCACGCCCUGCCACACGCCCUUCCCGUGCCCCCCUGUCCUCGCCCCUCCUGCCACACGCCCUUCCCGUGCCCCCCUGCCCUCGCCCCUCCUGCCUGGCGUGCGAUCCGUUGAUAAAAAAGAUCAAUACGAUGAGACUGCCUCCGCUCCCAAAGCCGUUCCAGCCCUAACUAAUUGUCAGUCUCAUCGUGCUACUUUUCUGGGGGUCACACCUAUUGUUAUUCAGAGACAUGAGACCCCUCCGCCUGUCCCUUUUUGUCUCCCCAUUCCUAAGUUCCUCUUUGAAGCCCAGCAAUAACUGAGCCCCCCCCCCCCUCCCUUCCCCUGAGGAAGAGCCACUCUAUCGAAACCACCCACCCACCUCUUGGAGGAGCUUCCUGCACUUACCUGUGAUCUCUAUUGGAGGAGGACGAGGAUGAUGCUUUAAAGAGAAGGGUGGGAGACUGUGUCCAUGUAAAAAAAAAAAACGAGUGAAAGAAAAAGACAGAGAAAAAGGCAGAAAGGGAGUGAUUGACCGUGGAUCUGAUCUACUGAGCGGGGUUUACAAAUGGGCCUUUGGAAGCCUUUUGAAGCGAAAGAGGCGUGGUUUACCGAUCUAGCAUUCCAUGCAGAAUGAGACUGUCGUGUUUACACAUAUGAAGCCCCAAACCAGAGUUAGUGCGGGGCAGCUCUCCUCUAAAAGAGUGGGGUGAUGAUGAUGAUGAUGAUGAUGAUGAUAUUAUUUUAACAAACAGCAGGGGUCUGAAAGAUAUAUUAUGUAGACUUUACACUGUAUUCGCUCUCAGCAGAAGAGAGCUCCUCUCAUUGAAUGAAGAACACUAAGAGACUUGCGUAUAAGAUAUAUACCUGGUACUUUUAUGCAUACUAUGCCACACUGUAUUCUGUGUUAAAAGAUGUUGAUUUCCUGUGCAAAUGCCUCAACUUGCUGUACGUAAUAGAAAAUAAAGGAGCUGAUUCUAUGUGACACCUGA